UUAAUUAUCAUAUAUAUAUAAAUUUCCGCGGAGGGUUUUCAUUUCCACCGUUAGCCCACUCUUGUUAUUCGAUUCCUCUUUCCACUUUCCGUUUCCCAAUUUGAGAUCUGUGAAGAAGAAGAAGCAGCAGCAGCCAUGGGUAAGGGUCCAGGUCUCUACUCUGACAUUGGAAAGAAAGCCAGAGAUCUGCUGUUCAAGGAUUACCACAGUGAUCAGAAGUUCACCGUCACCACCUACUCACCCACUGGAGUUGCUAUAACAUCAACAGGGAUCAAGAGAGAUGGACUAUUUAUGGCUGAUGUUAACACUCAGUUGAAGAACAAGAAUGUCACCACUGACAUCAAAGUUGACACCGAUUCUAAUCUCUUCACAACCAUCACUGUUAAUGAGCCUGCUCCUGGUCUCAAAACCAUCUUUAGCUUCAGAGUUCCUGAUCAAAGGUCUGGAAAGGUGGAAGUUCAGUAUGUGCAUGACUAUGCUGGAAUAAGCACCAGUGUUGGGCUCACUGCAAAUCCAAUUGUUAACUUCUCUGGUGUUCUUGGGAGUGACGUACUUGCAAUUGGUUCUGAGCUCUCUUACGACACCAAAAUUGGGGAGUUCACAAAAUACAAUGCCGGAGUGAACUUCACCAAAGCUGACUUGGUUGCCUCUUUGACUAUGACUGACAAAGGCGAUACCCUGAAUGCGUCAUACUACCAUAUAGUCAACCCCUUGAAAAACACUGCGUUUGGUGCCGAGGUGACUCACAGUUUCUCAACCAAUAAGAACACCCUCACACUUGGCAGCCAGCAUGCACUAGACCCCUUGACCACAGUGAAGGCUCGGAUCAACAACUCCGGCAAGGCACAUGCCCUUAUCCAGCACGAGUGGCGUCCCAAAUCAUUCUUCACCAUUUCCGGGGAGGUUGACACCAAGUCUUUCGAGGAGAGUGCCAAGAUUGGUUUGGGUUUGGCUCUCAAACCCUAAGGGAUUUUGAGCCAUCAUGGCAAGAUAGACAUUUUAGGAAGCAAUUAGUUUGUUUGUCAGACUGAAUCAUUUUCUUGUGGUUGUUUCUCUUGGAAGAAGGGUCCAUGGUAUUUUGAUUGCAGUUGAGCAAUUCAACGUGUAUAAAUAAGUACUAGAUUAUUUCUAUGAACCAAAUGGUAGCUUUUGCAAGCCCUCUUUUGUUAAACUGAGGAUUGAUGCUCAAUAUUUGAGGUUUUGACCUGCGAGAUCUGUAUCUGGUUGUUUUUCCACAACUACCCGAGCAUUUAUUUCAAUUGUGCUUAUCAGGUGUAGCUGUCAUUGCAUAUUUGCUUGUGAUGAACCAUUGACGCUUUCUGGCACUUUCACUUGCUAAUAAAACAUCAUAUUCAUAGGCCUCAAGUUGGGUCCCAAGAAAAUUUGCCUUCAUUUUUGUA
Molecule: messenger RNA, 1400 nt
Organism: Arachis stenosperma
Lineage: Eukaryota; Viridiplantae; Streptophyta; Magnoliopsida; Fabales; Fabaceae
Product: mitochondrial outer membrane protein porin of 34 kDa-like
Exons: 5
Coding region: 136-966 (276 amino acids)
Biological process (GO): monoatomic anion transmembrane transport
Cellular component (GO): mitochondrial outer membrane
Molecular function (GO): voltage-gated monoatomic anion channel activity
Source: RefSeq, a predicted model, not a curated record